Colletotrichum graminicola M1.001 is the source of this 2400-nucleotide messenger RNA. Its product is annotated as ABC transporter. The record is from RefSeq and is a predicted model, not a curated record. NCBI's taxonomy places the organism in Eukaryota, Fungi, Ascomycota, Sordariomycetes, Glomerellales, Glomerellaceae. Gene Ontology annotation, cellular component: membrane. Gene Ontology annotation, biological process: transmembrane transport. Bases 1 to 2400 code for a protein of 799 amino acids. Gene Ontology annotation, molecular function: ATP binding; ATP hydrolysis activity; ABC-type oligopeptide transporter activity. The transcript has a single exon.
AUGGCCACGGGAGUAGCGCGAUCAGCGGUGUUGCUCCCGCACCGCGUCGGGAGCUGCCCUACGACUUCAAGCUCGCUGUUGGCGACUCUCCCCGGCCUGCGCAAAGCCUCGACGACAUCAACGACCCUACAACAUCCCCUCAUGUCACAGAUCAGGUACUUGAACUCCAAUUCGGUUCAGUCAUUAUCUGUGACGCGAUCUGCCGCUACUCCUUGUUUUGCGCGACGACAACCAACUCCAUUCCUUCAAAAGCCUCAACUGCCCGGGCCGAUUGCCGUCCUGCGUUAUUUCUCGACCGGAUUUCCCAGAAAACAAGAUUCAAAACCUAUUGCACGAUCACAGACGGCUCAUGAGAAGGAGAAGAAUUUGAAGCAGGUCGAGCCGGCUAUCCAGGAUGAUGAACAACUUGACGACUUUCAAAAGACCGAGAGGGCCGCCAAAGCCGCUCAGGUUAACCUGAGCGCGAAGCUAUCGAAGGAGGGCAAAUCACAAGGCGGGAAGGCUGGUUUCUCGGAGAUAUGGCGGUUGAUCAAGAUUGCGCGACCGGAGCUGCGGUGGCUCGGAAUCGCCAUGGUUUUCCUCGUCAUCUCGUCCAGCGUCACCAUGUCCAUUCCGUUCUCCAUCGGCAGAAUCCUCGACAUGGCUACCAAAGACCCUUCUGAGGAUGCGCGCUUAUUCGGACUGACUAUGCCGCAGUUCUUUACUGCUCUGGGCGUCAUUUUGACAGUUGGUGCCAUGGCCAACUUUGGACGAGUCAUCCUCCUGCGCAUUGUCGGCGAGAGAGUUGUCGCCCGCCUACGAUCGUCCCUGUACAGGAGAACAUAUGUUCAAGACGCCGAGUUCUUUGAUGCGAACCGAGUUGGAGAUCUCAUUUCACGCCUCAGCUCAGAUACUGUUAUUGUUGGCAAGUCCAUUACCCAGAACAUUAGCGAUGGUCUGAGAGCUCUGUUCAGCGGAGGGGCCGGCUUUUGUGUCAUGGUUUGGCUUAGCCCAAAGCUGACUGGACUACUCCUGAUCAUGUUGCCGCCCGUUGCUGUCGGCGCUUUCUUCUACGGACGCGCUAUCAGGAACGUGAGCAAGGGCAUUCAGAAGAACUUGGGCACAUUGACCAAAAUUGCUGAAGAGCGCCUCGGGAACGUGAAAACAAGUCAGGCGUUCGUUGGUGAGGUCCAAGAGGUCGCUCGCUAUAACAACCAGGUCAAGAAGAUAUUUGCUUUGGGAAAGAAGGAGUCUACGAUUGCAGCAACCUUUUUUGCCUCGACGGGCUGGGCCGGCAACAUGACCAUUCUCGCCAUGCUCAUUGUAGGCGGCAACUUCGUUCGCGACGGAGCUAUGAGUCUUGGGGACCUGACCUCUUUCAUGAUGUACACGGCUUUCGCAGGAUCCAGCUUGUUCGGUCUAUCGUCUUUCUAUUCCGAGCUCAUGAAGGGAGUUGGCGCUGCCAGUCGUUUAUUCGAGCUUCAGGAUAGAAAGCCCGGCAUCUCUCAGACGGUUGGGCUCAAGGUCAAGUCGGCACAAGGUCCUAUCAAAUUCUCAAAUGUUUCAUUUGCAUAUCCCACACGCCCGGCAGUCAAGAUAUUCAACGACCUAAACUUUGAGAUCCCUUGGGGUAGCAACGUUUGUGUAGUAGGACCGUCUGGUGGCGGUAAGUCGACUGUUGCUAGCCUGUUGCUGCGUUUCUACAAUCCUACCUCCGGCUCUAUUACUAUCAAUGGCGUCGACAUUUCAAAGAUGAACGUCAAGUCUUUGCGUCGUCGCAUCGGCAUGGUCGCGCAAGAGCCCGUCCUGUUCUCCGGCAGCAUUGCCGAAAAUAUCUCGUACGGUAAACCUAACGCCACACGAGCCGAAAUCAUCGCAGCAGCUCGUCAGGCAAACUGCAACUUCAUUAGCGAUCUUCCUGCCGGUUUGGAUACACAGGUUGGUGCCCGAGGCUCGCAGUUGUCUGGUGGCCAAAAGCAGCGGAUUGCCAUUGCACGAGCACUGAUCAAGGACCCCGACAUCCUCAUCCUUGAUGAAGCUACCUCGGCGUUGGACGCUGAGUCUGAGACGCUUGUUAACGCUGCUCUCGCCUCGUUACUCAAAGGCAAGAAUACGACCAUUUCGAUUGCGCACCGACUGUCAACCAUCAAGCGUUCCGACUUGAUCAUUGUGCUUUCCAACAACGGCGGCGUUGCCGAGAUUGGCAAGUAUACAGAUCUAUCGGCUGACCCGAACAGCGCGUUCAGCAAACUCAUGGAGUGGCAGAUGAGCGGUGGUGAAGUUCCCGAUUCUCGACCCGGCGACAGAGGCCAUAUCACAGAGUCGGAAGAGAUCGAGUCCGACCUUGAGCGAGAGGAUCCUGAGGAGGAUGCUGGGAUUCAGUCGCAUGAGGAAACCAAGGAGCAGACACCGCGGCGGUGA